AUGUCCGCCCCAAACAACGUACGUGCCCUCUCUAAAGGUAUCCCUGUAUUAAGGCACUCUGCAGAAGGGCCUUUUAUGCUUCUGAUGUCAAUGGCUACAGGUCGCACCACCUUCGUCAACACUCUAUGCGGAAAGCAGGUUCUUCAGGGGAAGGAUGCCGAUGAUGCUCAAACCGCCCACCUCGAAGAAGGAGUUCGCAUAAAACCAGUCACUGUUGAACUAGAGCUCGACGAGGAAGGUACACGCAUUUCUCUCACCAUCGUCGACACCCCCGGAUUCGGUGACCAGAUCAACAACGAGGAGAGCUUCUCGGAAAUCGUUGGAUACCUCGAGCGCCAGUAUGAUGACAUUUUGGCCGAGGAGUCGAGAAUCAAGCGUAACCCAAGAUUCCGUGACAACCGUGUCCAUGCUCUCUUGUACUUCAUCACACCCACCGGCCACGGUCUCCGCGAGCUCGAUAUUGAGCUCAUGAAGCGCCUCUCUCCCCGUGUUAACGUCAUCCCUGUCAUUGGCAAGGCCGACUCCUUCACACCAGCUGAACUCGCCGAGUCAAAGAAGCUCAUCAUGGAGGAUAUUGAGCACUACCGUAUCCCCGUCUACAACUUCCCAUACGACAUCGAAGAGGAUGAUGAGGAUACAGUUCAAGAAAACGAGGAAUACAGAUCACUCAUGCCAUUCGCCAUUGUCGGCUCCGAGGACGUGCUCGAGAUCGGUGGCCGCAAGGUGCGAGCUAGACAGUACCCAUGGGGUGUCGUAGAAGUCGAGAACCAGCGCCACUCUGAUUUCCUCGCCGUUCGCAGCGCUCUCCUCCACAGCCAUUUGGCCGAUCUGAAGGAGAUUACCCAUGACUUCUUGUACGAGAACUACCGUACCGAGAAACUCAGCAAGAGCGUCGAAGGAGGUGCUUCUGCUUCUCACGAUUCUACUAUGAACCCUGAAGACCUGGCCUCUCAGUCUGUCCGCCUUAAGGAAGAGCAGCUCCGCCGAGAAGAAGAGAAACUCCGUGAAAUUGAGCUCAAGGUACAGCGUGAGAUUAACGAGAAACGGCAAGAGCUUCUAGCCCGUGAGAGCCAGCUGAGAGAAAUCGAGGCCCGAAUGCAGCGCGAGCAAGCUGCCCAGCAGAACCAGGACCCUAACGGAGAGGCGGCAUAA
Microsporum canis CBS 113480 is the source of this 1152-nucleotide messenger RNA. Its product is annotated as septin-1. Lineage: Eukaryota; Fungi; Ascomycota; Eurotiomycetes; Onygenales; Arthrodermataceae. Gene Ontology annotation, cellular component: cytosol; septin ring; septin complex. The transcript has 5 exons. The record is from RefSeq and is a predicted model, not a curated record. Gene Ontology annotation, biological process: cytoskeleton-dependent cytokinesis. Gene Ontology annotation, molecular function: GTP binding; GTPase activity; molecular adaptor activity. Bases 1 to 1152 code for a protein of 383 amino acids.